GGGAGACGAACGGUAAAUUUGCUGGAGAUCGGGAGAUGCAGCAAUACUGUUUAUAGUGUAUGUAUGUGGGUUCGAAGAGAGAUAGAUAGUAAUAAAAGGAAGGAAAUAAAUAGUUGUUAGAGAUAAAAAAAAUAGAGAAUACUGUAAUAGUAUUAAAGAAUACUGUAAUAAUAUUAUAAAAAUAAAUUUUUAAAGUAUCUACUGAAGAUGAUUUUAAAUUUCUAGCAACUUUAGGAAUCAACAUACAUGAAUAAAACGAGAGCAACAACUCUGAGAAUAUAUGACCCCUGCUGAUUCCUCGGCGACAUUACACCAAUACAAAAACCUACGGAUAUACCGGUACUACUACUUCUCUAGUAGUAUUAGUUGCUGGCAUUUCCUAUUUGCUACCUACUCAACGUGUAAUCAUCUUCGUUAGUUAAUUUAUAACAGAAAGGAAUACUCGUCAACCACUGCCAUUGCGACACACAAGAAACCACAGCAGGCAGGAACAUGCAUUCCCUAUCCAUUCAUGCUUUGAUUAUUGAGCUAGAGAUUUUUUAUCUAUCUAUCUUGUAAACCGGCUGUUAGAGUGCCAAUUUGCCGCGCCAUUUUAUAUCGAGAACUGCCAUUUGAAGGGAUUUGGCAUCUCCUACGCUAGGGAAAUUUAGACAUAUUCCACUCCAUAUAGCUUCAAAAUAAUUCCAACGACCGUGUCUCUUAUAUGUGAGCUGCACCUACUAGUUCUAGUUACUACGUCCUUGACUUGCUUGGUUUAAGUUAUUCUAGAUCUCUUAAGGACAUAAUAAUUGCGGCGUGUUUGUAUAUGGCCAUUGACGAAGUCCAACUAUGGCAUGUAACCAUUGCCAAGGACCCUUGUAUAAAGCUACCUAUAGGUGAAGAGGCCUUUGGCAGAGCUUAAUUUCAGACACAUAUGCGAACAACCAACUAGUAAUAACCAAGUAGUAUCCAGAGAAUAAAUCUCAGCGUGACGAUGAAGAUAGUGCUUAAAGUGGCGAUCACCUGCAAGAAGUGCAAGACCUGCGUCCUGGGGAUCACCUCAAAAGUUAAAGGGAUCAAGUCGCUGACAUACGACGAGGAGAAGAGCACGCUGACGGUGGUGGGGGAGGUGGACGUGGUGAAGGUCGUGGCAGAGCUGCGCAAGGCGAAGCACCAGGUGGAGGUGAUGUCGGUGAGCGAUGAGAAGAAGGAGGCCGAGGAAAAGAAGAAGAAGGAGGAGGAAGAGAAGAAGAAGGAGAAGGAGGAAGAGGAGAAGAAGAAGAAACUGUGCGCCCAGAUGCAGCUGUGCCCCAAGCUGUGUCCCAUGCCGUGCCCAUCGCCGUGCCCCAUGCCGUGCCCACCGCCGUGCCCCAAGCCGUGCCCACCGUGCCCCCCGCCGUACCCACCGUACUGCAUCGCCGUCGACGACCACCCCGGCCCCUGCACCAUCGUCUGAGAGUGAAGGUCAACAGGGCCCUCUAUACCAGUUUGCUGCUGAUGCAAAGCCACGCACUCUUCCAGGCCCUUAAAAUUUCAUCUGUAACUCGUGUCAAUCGGUUGAAACGAUUUUAUUUCGAUGCACAUUCUCGUUCUGAAUCUUUUCGUUCUCCUGUGGUCUUCAUCCAGAUAGAUAGGUGCAUGUAUGAUGUAUUGGCAAGUACAUGCAGGUAGUGCAAACAGUAGCUUUGUAACAAGCAUCCAAUUGAAUGCCAAGUUAAGAUA
Messenger RNA from Phragmites australis (common reed), 1701 nucleotides. Its product is annotated as heavy metal-associated isoprenylated plant protein 2-like. NCBI's taxonomy places the organism in Eukaryota, Viridiplantae, Streptophyta, Magnoliopsida, Poales, Poaceae. The transcript has 3 exons. The record is from RefSeq and is a predicted model, not a curated record. The coding region runs from base 974 to 1435 and encodes 153 amino acids. Gene Ontology annotation, molecular function: metal ion binding.